This is a messenger RNA of Dendrobium catenatum, 1626 nucleotides long. RefSeq lists its product as uncharacterized. Gene Ontology annotation, molecular function: ubiquitin binding. Bases 267 to 1085 code for a protein of 272 amino acids. The transcript is spliced from 5 exons. NCBI's taxonomy places the organism in Eukaryota, Viridiplantae, Streptophyta, Magnoliopsida, Asparagales, Orchidaceae. The record is from RefSeq and is a predicted model, not a curated record.
UGCUCCCAACCAAAAUAUUUCCCGUCCUGUUUGUUGGAUGGUUAGCGGUGGCGCAUUCUUCGUCCGACCGGAAAAACAUGGAAAUACGACGGAGAGUGGCAACCUUCUAUUGCUAACCUGAAGUCACUGUUCUUUGUUGCAGAGCUGAAAAUUUUGGUAAAGAAAUAAGGGUGUUGAAAAGGGAAAAUUGGCGCCGGGCAGGGUGAUUGGCUUCGCCUCCUCAAUCAAAACCCUUGGGUUUUGUUUAGAGCCUGGGUUUUGCUGCCAUGACUGCGGGUUUCUGCGGGAAGCGCCAAGAGUUCGAGGAAACAUUUGGAUCUCCGGCUUCGUCUCCCUCCACUAAGAGAUCUCGCUGCUCAAACUACGGUUCGCCUAUCCGUAUCGCCGGAGUCGGAGUCGCGGACGAGGAUAAGGUCUCGGUUCUUCUGCGCAUGUUCCCUUCUAUGGAUAGGAAGGUCCUGGAAACUAUUCUAAACUCCCAUGAUAACAACAUUGAUGAUGCCAUCAAGAAUCUUCAUGCUCUUUGCCUUGGUGAAACUUUAGUGAGGGAUAAACCUGUUUAUAUUAGUUCAGAGCUCAAAUCAGAAGAAAAUGAAAGAGAAGGUGCUAUAAAUGCACAGAAUACUGAAGUGAAGGCUGCAGUCUUUCCUAAUGUUGAGUCUAAUCUUGGAAUAAAGGAAACUCAUGGAUCCUCAUGGGUGGAUAUAUUUGUCCAAGAAAUGAUGAACGCAUCAGAUUGGCAUGAUGUCAGGAACCGAGCCAUUAAGAUUUUGGAAUCUUUUAAACAAAUGAUUGUUACCCAAUCUACUUCCUCAAAGGAGCAAGAGAUUGCUUCUCUGAAGGAGCAGUUGCAGUGCUUGUUGAGAGAUAAUCAAAUUCUAAAGAGGGCUGUUACAAUUCAACAUGAACACAAUUCCGAAUUUUCAGAGAAGCUUAAGGAAGUGCAACAGCUGAAGAAUAUAAUUAGUCAAUACCAAGAGCAAGUCCGCACAUUGGAGUUGAACAAUUAUACAUUGAAGAUUCAUCUCCAGAGGGCUCAGGAGGCCACCUCCAUUCCAGGUCGUUUUCAUCCAGACAUUUUCUGAUGAUCAAACGGCUCUGAAUCUAUCUACUACCCACUUAGUGCGUCAGAAUUCUUCAUAUAUUCAUAAGGCGAGGUCAUGGCUUAGGUGUCAUGGCCCAAUUCUUCAACAAUUCUGUAAUAAAUAUGCCACCAUGGGCACAUGCAACUCAAGUUGGUUCUCAGCUGAUGAAGAGGCGUAAUUUGUGCUGAUUUUCUUUGCCUGAGCCAUAAAGAGUAGCUUCGGCAUUAAUUUCUUGCAACUUGGAUUUGAUUGAUGGUGAAUUCAAAAUAGGUUUAGUUUGGGAUAUCUUUCUUGCUACUUCUUAAAGCAGCUUUAAUUUUUGUACUAUAAAGCUGCUUUAAGAAGCAGUAAGACCGUCAUCCCAAAUGAAACCUUAGGCUUUCAAGGGGCAUACGUAAAGUUAGUAUUUUCCAUCAAUUGAGAGUAUCUAGUCACAUGAUUCUUAUGACUACUACUAUGUUUUCCAUCAUAUGAGAUUGCUUGCUUCUAUUGAUUUUCUUUGAUGCAAUUGUAGCAUUGUAAAUUGAAUCGAAAAAGAAAA